AUGAGGGAGUGUAUCUCUAUCCACGUGGGGCAGGCAGGUGUCCAGAUCGGCAAUGCCUGCUGGGAAUUGUACUGCCUUGAACAUGGAAUCCAGCCUGAUGGUCAGAUGCCUAGCGACAAAACUAUUGGUGGCGGGGACGACUCCUUCAACACGUUCUUCAGUGAGACUGGGGCUGGCAAGCACGUGCCCAGAGCGUUUGUGGACCUGGAGCCCACGGUGGUAGAUGAAGUGCGCACCGGGACCUACCGACAGCUCUUCCACCCGGAGCAGCUGAUCACAGGGAAGGAAGAUGCAGCUAAUAAUUAUGCUAGAGGCCAUUACACCAUUGGCAAGGAGAUCGUGGACCUGGUCCUGGACCGCAUCCGCAAGCUGGCGGAUCUGUGCACAGGCCUGCAGGGCUUCCUCAUCUUCCACAGCUUUGGAGGUGGCACCGGCUCCGGGUUCGCGUCUCUGCUCAUGGAGCGGCUCUCGGUGGACUACGGCAAGAAGUCCAAGCUGGAGUUUGCCAUUUACCCAGCGCCCCAGGUGUCCACGGCCGUCGUGGAGCCCUACAACUCCAUCCUGACCACGCACACGACCCUGGAACACUCGGACUGUGCCUUCAUGGUGGACAACGAAGCCAUCUAUGACAUCUGUCGGCGCAACCUGGACAUCGAGCGCCCCACCUACACCAACCUCAAUCAUCUGAUCGGGCAGAUUGUGUCCUCCAUCACGGCCUCCUUGCGCUUUGACGGGGCCCUGAAUGUGGACUUGACGGAGUUCCAGACCAACCUGGUGCCGUACCCCCGCAUCCACUUCCCCCUGGCCACCUACGCCCCGGUCAUCUCUGCCGAGAAGGCCUACCACGAGCAGCUGUCCGUGGCUGAGAUCACCAAUGCCUGCUUCGAGCCAGCCAAUCAGAUGGUCAAGUGUGACCCUCGCCACGGCAAGUACAUGGCCUGCUGCAUGUUGUACAGGGGAGAUGUGGUUCCCAAAGAUGUCAAUGCUGCCAUCUCCACCAUCAAGACCAAGCGUACCAUCCAGUUUGUGGAUUGGUGCCCGACUGGAUUCAAGGUGGGCAUUAACUACCAGCCCCCGACCGUGGUUCCAGGGGGAGACCUGGCCAAGGUGCAGCGGGCCGUGUGCAUGCUGAGCAACACCACUGCCAUCGCCGAGGCCUGGGCCCGCUUGGACCACAAGUUCGAUCUCAUGUAUGCCAAGCGGGCCUUUGUGCACUGGUAUGUGGGAGAAGGCAUGGAGGAAGGGGAGUUCUCCGAGGCCCGGGAGGAUCUGGCGGCGCUGGAGAAGGAUUAUGAAGAGGUGGGCGUGGAUUCCAUGGAAGCAGAGGCUGAAGAAGGAGAAGAAUACUGAGUAGGCAUGAGCAGCU
Molecule: messenger RNA, 1366 nt
Organism: Octodon degus (degu)
Lineage: Eukaryota; Metazoa; Chordata; Mammalia; Rodentia; Octodontidae
Product: tubulin alpha-3 chain-like
Biological process (GO): microtubule cytoskeleton organization; mitotic cell cycle
Cellular component (GO): microtubule; cytoplasm
Molecular function (GO): structural constituent of cytoskeleton; GTP binding
Source: RefSeq, a predicted model, not a curated record